AUGGAGAGGCAGCACUUCAGAUUACAGGACCAACCCUGCACGGCGGACAUCAAGGUUUAUUCGGGCUUCUCCAAGUUACCCCCCGUUGUCGUCAUAUCACGUACGAAUGCCCUGUUCACCCACUGCAUGAGCGUUGGUCAGCAUGCUUAUGUGUUCUCCCCAUCACGCAAGCUACUUGAGUUGUCCGAAACCGAAGGGAACGAGUUCCACCUCUUCGUUGCGGCCCAGACAGGCGUUAGCUCCGCCACAUACCAUGGUGUGUACGCAGCAGUCAAUACUCAUACACAGCUCAGUGUGAAAGGGUGGCGCGAGUUAUAUGAGGUGCCCCAAGCCGAAAUGGUAGAUCUCAAAUGUGCUCAAGUUAAGGCUGGCAAUGACUCUACGGCUGGACGCAACGGUUCCGCCCAAGUGCUAUGCGAAAUGGUCCGGGCCAAAUACAACAAAGGAUCACUUCGACUCGAUAUGAUCGUCUUCGAAAACAAGGGCUUUGAUUGGAAGUUUGUCGAAGCUUUCGGUAAGGAUGCUGCCAAGGAGCUGAUCCCUGUCAAGGCGGCCGCAGGUACUACCACGCCUCCGAAGGCCCACGUACUCUGCGAAUUCCCCAAGGCGAUGAGGACACCAGAGAAGAACCGCAGGAAGCGAGAAUUUUAUUGA
Sparassis crispa is the source of this 654-nucleotide messenger RNA. RefSeq lists its product as hypothetical. The record is from RefSeq and is a predicted model, not a curated record. Bases 1 to 654 code for a protein of 217 amino acids. NCBI's taxonomy places the organism in Eukaryota, Fungi, Basidiomycota, Agaricomycetes, Polyporales, Sparassidaceae. The transcript is spliced from 3 exons.